Molecule: messenger RNA, 1811 nt
Organism: Vigna angularis (adzuki bean)
Lineage: Eukaryota; Viridiplantae; Streptophyta; Magnoliopsida; Fabales; Fabaceae
Product: probable glycerol-3-phosphate acyltransferase 3
Exons: 2
Coding region: 67-1698 (543 amino acids)
Biological process (GO): cutin biosynthetic process
Cellular component (GO): membrane
Molecular function (GO): phosphatase activity; glycerol-3-phosphate 2-O-acyltransferase activity
Source: RefSeq, a predicted model, not a curated record
GAGAAUGGCAGCAUAUAGCAGCUAGCAACGUGUUGAGUUUAGUUAAGUCCCAUAUCGAUAGUUUCCAUGGCUAAAUUGUUCAAAGCGUUUUUCUUCAAGUCUUUUUUCUUUUUCUGGUACCGUUUUCUCUUUAUACAAUUCAAGAAUCUCAUUCGUUUCUACAGAACAAUUAGCAAUUCUUUUUCGGGUGCAACACAGUUUAAAUAUCCCAAAUUCUCCUCUCUCCUUCACAGAUCAGACCUCAACGAUCACACGUUGGUGUUUGAUGUGGAAAAUGCUUUGUUGAAAUCCUCUUCUCUGUUUCCAUAUUUCAUGCUAGUGGCCUUUGAAGCAGGAGGACUCCUCAGGGCCAUAGUUUUGGUUCUUCUAUACCCUUUUGUUUGUGUAGUAGGAAACGAGAUGGGGUUGAAGAUAAUGGUGAUGACAUGCUUCUUGGGGAUCAAAGCAUCAAGCUUCAGAGUGGGACGGUCCGUGCUGCCAAAAUUCUUGUUGGAAGACGUUGGUGCUGAAAUGUUUGAGACACUCAAAAAAGGAGGGAAGCAAGUGGGUGUGAGCAGACUCCCUCGAGUGAUGGUGGAAAGCUUCUUGAGAGAAUACCUGGAGUUUGAUUUCGUCGUAGGAAGAGAGCUCAAAAUGUUCUGUGGAUACUACCUGGGUCUGAUGGACAACAACAAAACUUCGCAUGUCUUAGACCUAGUUAAAGAAGGAAAAGGAUGUUCUGAUAUGAUCGGAAUUACAAGUCACAACAACCCUCGGGACCAUGAAUUUUUCUCUCACUGCAAGGAAGUGGUGGUGGUGUCAGAAGCAGACAAGAGAAGCUGGCAAAAGCUCGGAAGGGAGAGAUACCCGAGACCCGUUAUUUUUCAUGAUGGAAGAUUAGCACUCAGACCCACACCAAUGGACUCCAUAGCAAUCCUCAUGUGGCUCCCCUACGGUUUUAUCCUCUCUGUUAUUCGCAUUUUCUUAGCCGUCUCACUCCCAUUUAACAUGGCAACACCCUUGUUGGUCAGCACUGGCCUACGUCUCACAAUAUCUGCACCCACACGCCCCCACCAUAAUAAUAGUAAUAAGAAUAAUAAUAUCUACGUGUGUAACCACAGAACCUUGCUAGACCCUCUCUACAUCUCUUUCUCCCUGCAAAGGAACUUGAGUGCAGUGACAUACAGUCUAAGCAGGAUGUCUGAGGUGCUGUCUCCAAUCAAAACGGUGCGGUUAACGAGAAACCGCAACGAGGAUGCCAAAAUGAUGAAACACUUGCUGGGUCAAGGUGACCUAGUGGUGUGUCCGGAGGGGACCACUUGUAGAGAACCCUAUUUAUUGAGGUUCAGCCCUCUGUUCUCAGAAAUGUGCGAUGAAAUCGUGCCGGUCGCAAUUGAUACCCACGUUACUAUGUUCCACGGAACCACUGCUGGAGGACUCAAAUGCUUGGACCCAUUCUUCUUUCUCAUGAAUCCCUCUCCUGUAUACACUGUUCAACUUCUGCACCAUGUCUUCCCUUCACACUUUUCUCACACGACCACCACCCACGUUGACCAAGGUUCCAAAUUUCAAGUGGCUAAUCAGGUUCAAUCUCAAAUUGGAACCGCGUUGGGAUUUAACUGCACCAGACUCACCCGCAAGGACAAGUACUUGAUGUUGGCCGGUAAUGAAGGCACUGUUUCUAACCCUGCCGGUGCCGCAAAGAAUAACUCCCAGUAACGGACACUUUACCGUUGUUCUUUGUAAAAUCGCCAACGACUCUCAGCUGUCAUGAAAAUGACCACAUAUGUAUAAAAAAGAAAAAUUUAAUUCGACCUAUUCCUUUCUAUUGA